AUAUAUUCGUAUUUCUUCUUCCUAGCUAUUACUAGGUACUACUAUAUAACUAAUUAUCUCAUUUAAUUUCCAAACAAUUAUUCAAUCAUUAUUAUGGGUUGUGCUUCCUCUAAACAAGUUGACGUCGGAACAGUGGACGUGUACCGUCCGGCAGCCACCAGUUUUGCCGUUUUCGAUAUCAACAGCAUCAAAGAACCAUGGUUGUUGGAAGAAAAAACCGACGAAAAAUCGCCCCCGGACUCACCCGAAAAGCCAGUCGUCACUAACUUACCAAAACCAAUACUCGAUAAACUUGAUAAUAAUGAAGAUGCUCCACGUUCAUGGGAUGAAGUUAGUAAGGAGCUAGAAAACUUGAAGCCCACUUUAAACUCUCCGGCACCGGUUCAGCCUGUUCCAACGCCGGAAGCUACACCGCCGGCGCCACUGAAGAAGGUUAAACGUAGGAGCUUCUCUUUUCAUACUCUUGAAGAACUCGAAAACAAAACAAAGGCAGCAAAUAAACCAACACCCGUGCUGAAAAAAACAGAGUCCAUGAACGAGUUAAGCAAGUUUGGUGCCCGGUUGAAAAGAUCCGAUCCGGGUACUGAAUCCGGGUCGGGUAUGGUACCUCCCCCGGUUAUUGAGGGGUACAAGUCUUUGAGAGAAAACCCGUUUUUGCUACGAGAUCAAGAGGAAAGAGAGAAACAAGGUUUGCCACCACUUUUUAUGAAGAGGGACCCACUUGAGGAUUACCCAGAAAUUUGCCCACCGGGCGGGUCGGAUAAAGUGGUAAUUUAUUCGACUUCGUUGGGUGGGAUCCGGAGGACGUAUGAGGAUUGUAACCGGGUCAGGUCUAUUAUGGAGCUCCAUGGGUUUUUGUAUGAAGAACGGGACAUUUCGUUACAUGGCGAGUUUCGGGCUCAGUUAAAAGAUUUGCUUGGUGAGUUGGUGAAUGUACCUAGGAUGUUUGUUAAAGGUAGGUAUAUUGGUGGAGUAGAUGAGAUUGUUGGACUAAAUGAGACGGGUCGACUCAGGAGGAUACUGAGUCGAGUUGGGAUCGAGAAACAAGUCGGAAGGCAAGCGUGUGAAGGGUGUGGCGGUGCAAGGUUCGUGCCAUGUUUGGAAUGCGGAGGGAGUUGCAAGAUCGUGGUGGAUGGUAAGAAAGAAAAAGAAAGAUGUCCUGAAUGUAACGAAAACGGGUUGAUGUAUUGCCCUAUGUGUUCAUAAGACGCGUGGCUCUGGAUGAAAAUGGAUCUCGAUAUUCGAGUAUUUUUGGCCGGAUUUGUGAAGAACGAAUUCAAUCACCAUUGUACUUUUGUUGUACGCCCUUUGUCUUUCGGGUUUGUAUGUUUUUCUAAGAUAGAAAGACAAUAUAUAAGACGUACGUACGUGUGUUUUUGAAUGAUACAAUGAUCUCAAAUUUUUAGUA
Messenger RNA from Erigeron canadensis, 1408 nucleotides. RefSeq lists its product as uncharacterized. The transcript has a single exon. NCBI's taxonomy places the organism in Eukaryota, Viridiplantae, Streptophyta, Magnoliopsida, Asterales, Asteraceae. The record is from RefSeq and is a predicted model, not a curated record. The coding region runs from base 94 to 1206 and encodes 370 amino acids.